Molecule: messenger RNA, 2188 nt
Organism: Salvelinus sp. IW2-2015
Lineage: Eukaryota; Metazoa; Chordata; Actinopteri; Salmoniformes; Salmonidae
Source: RefSeq, a predicted model, not a curated record
UUGGCGUGGAGAGCCUUGGAGGAGCUGUGAAAGAACCAGAGAGAAAGACAGUGAUUAGGAUGUGACUGAGAUUCCCUGUCAAUCCAGCCAGGAGGCGGAGAAGAGAAGAGGUGGGAUUGGACGGAGGGAGAGGAGGAGAGUGAGAGAACCCCCUCCCCCCACUCCACCAUUCCACCCCACCCAUACUCCAGUCGUUCAGCGUCAGUGAAACCCCUAAUGUGAUCAAGAUGGAAGCUCAAGCUAUCUUUGGACUUUAUACCGCGCACCGGAUUUUCGGCUGGCUCCGGGGGCUCCCUGCUCUCUGCUCCCAAAAAGGGUAACGUCAGCGAUGGAUUUCAUUUGAAUCCGCAAACCCUGAGAGCAUUCCUCGGGACCUGGAACUAGGACCGACAUCUCAGGAAAAGGGUCAUUCGUUCCUUGAGAAAGGCUUGUAGGAUUGGAUUUGUCUCUCCCCUGACUUUGAUGGAUGGCUAACUCUUCAACCCCAUAGUGUUUAUCCUGUGUUAUCUUCUGUUAUUCAGUCUUAUGUUGCUACUGUGUGGGACUGGGACUGUACCCCUCUGUAUUCUGGUGGAGUAUUGACAGUGAAGUAACUCAUCCAGYCAUGUUGUGUGAAGUGGCACAUGGAUUACGCUAAUUGAGUACAUUUCACUUCUGUGUGAGAAGUUGUAAGAAGUACACAGUGCCCUCCCUAACUCAAGGGCCAGUUGACGUCAGAGGAGGAAGUCACCCCGGGUCACCCUCCAUCCAACAACAGUCCUGAGGAUGCUUAAGGAAGCUCAAUAGAACUGCACUCUCUGGUCCGCCAUUUUGGUUCUACGUCUUUAAAGGGCUCUAUGGUUAGCAGUGGGAGUCCGCCCASCAUGCUUGUCGRCAUACGGAAAAGAAGUUGGGAGGAUCACGUGACUCACCGCUCCGGGUUACAGUACAGCUACGACGACCUGGACCUGGUCUGUUGCCAUGGUGUCAGCGGCGACGGGCCUCGGCUYGCAUCGGAGGGGUCCAAGCAGGGGCGCAGGGAACGAUGUGCCUCCAUGCCGGAGUGCUGUCACCGGCCACGCCCCGAUGGCCUCAACAAUGGGUCGGGUCACAYAUUGGAGUUUGUGACCUCGGUCAACYUGGAGGACAAUGGCGAUCACUCUGAGCCGGGGCACGUGAUGUCAGCAGGCGACUUUGAUUCAACUGUUGUCCCUGUGUUCCYGGSUGASCMGMUAGACGGCUCUGAUGUGGCUGUUGAUGAUGAUGACCUCACCAGGAGGCUGACGGAGUCUGAACCUGGAGGAAUGCCGGACGCUGGUGUGGACUCAGUUGGCAUCCAAUCUCACUGUGACCUGGGCAAUGGGAUUCUUCAYCCAAAGCCAAACAUCAUCUGCACUGCAMACAGCGGUCAUGAGGAUGAGGAUGACAUUGAGGAUGGCACCGAUGAUAACGAGCAUCCCAACGUUGUUGACGACCGCGUUGCAAUCAUUGUUCAAUCUGUCUCUGUUGACGAAGGACAAAGGAAAGGGUCUCUAUCUGUCCGGACAUGGAUUUUCACUGGCUUUUCUGUUGGUGAGAAAAACUGGCAGGACAUUCAGAACUCCUGGAGACAAUGUGCCGACCAUACAGACGGUCAGGCUUGGACUUCCAGAACCUUAGUGGACACACAGACCCAGUCUCCUCAUACUGAAGUUGAACCACAGGAGAGGCCUCUCCACCUUGGAUGAAAGCAACAUUAUGACCCGGGUAAAGAACAGGAAGUAAUACAGCCAGCGGCCAUUUUGGAUUCCUCAAACAAACCAGAUACAAUAGUGAUGUAAUAUCAGAUGUUAACGUGGAGAUCUUGGAGGCUUCCUGUUGCAGCGUUAUGGAGGGGGAAGCUAUGGGGUAGACAUUGAGAGUAAAGCCUUAGAAUGGAAGGCUGAGGAUAGUGUUGAAGAUGCUGACGGAUUGAAUGUUCAGAGGAAAUGUAUGAAAGUAGUGAUAAAUUUGACCAGAUUUGAGGGGGCAACAUGCUGUGUAUUGGAUUGCAGACAAACAGAACAAGAGCGGAUGAUAGCAUGAGGACUGAUGAUGGUGUGAAAUAGCUCGGGACCAGACAGUGUUGAGAAAGGAGGAUGUUGACAUGGUGGAGAUGGAAGGGACCCGAGGAGUGGAAAGGGCUCUGGAAUGUGCAGGAGAAAACCCCUGAGGAUCAAGGCAGUUGUGG